UCGUUCGGCGCGGGGCGGGGCCGCGAGCACGCGCCGCAGGCGGUUGCCUGGCAAGCGGCACUUUGUGCUCCACGGACUCUAUUUCUGGCACAGUCUCCCCGAGUCCCCGCCGUCUGAGGGAGGCGUCCCCCACACUCGGCGGGACCGGCCCCGGGGGAUGGAGGCGGCCGGUCCCCACAGCCCUGGCGGAGCCCCUAGGAGACGGCCGCGUGAGACCUGACCACCGUCUUCGCCCGAGGCCCAUAGGCGCGUGACCCGGGCGGGCCGCGGACGUGAGGGCGGUGAGCGGCGGGGCCGCGACGCCGAGGGGGGCCGGUGCUCGUUCCCCUCCGCGCGCAGGUCGCACGCGCGCGCUCCCGCCGCAGCGCCGGCCGCGCCCGCCCCGCCUCUCGGCGCCGGCCCUGGAGCCCGGUCCGCGAGCGGCGGCGGCGGCGGCGGCGGCGGCCGGAGAGACGAUGAGCGGCGCGGCGCGGGCGGGCACGGCCCGGCUCGCCGCGCUCGCGCUGCUGACCUGCAGCCUGUGGCCGGCGCGGGCGGACAACACGAACCAGGAGUACUACACGGCGCUCAUCAACGUGACAGUGCAGGAGCCCGGCCGCGGCGCCCCCCUCACGUUCCGCAUCGACCGCGGGCGCUACGGGCUCGACUCGCCCAAGGCUGAGGUCCGCGGCCAGGUGCUGGCGCCGCUGCCCAUCCACGGAGUUGCUGAUCAUCUGGGCUGUGAUCCUCAAACACGGUUCUUCAUCCCUCCUAAUAUCAAACAGUGGAUUGCCUUGCUGCAGAGGGGAAAUUGCACAUUUAAAGAGAAAAUAUCACGGGCUGCUUUCCACAAUGCAGUUGCUGUAGUCAUCUACAACAAUAAAUCCAAAGAGGAGCCAGUCACCAUGACUCAUCCAGGCACUGGAGAUAUUAUUGCUGUCAUGAUUACAGAAUUGAGGGGUAAGGAUAUUUUGAGUUACCUGGAGAAAAACAUCUCUGUACAAAUGACAAUAGCUGUUGGAACUCGAAUGCCACCAAAGAACUUCAGCAGAGGCUCUCUAGUCUUCGUGUCAAUAUCCUUUAUUGUCUUGAUGAUUAUUUCUUCAGCUUGGCUCAUAUUCUACUUCAUUCAGAAGAUCAGGUAUACACAUGCACGCGACAGGAACCAGCGUCGUCUUGGAGAUGCAGCCAAGAAAGCCAUCAGCAAACUGACAACCAGAACAGUAAAAAAGGGCGAUAAGGAAACAGACCCCGACUUUGAUCAUUGCGCAGUCUGCAUAGAGAGCUAUAAGCAGAAUGACGUUGUCCGGAUUCUCCCCUGCAAGCAUGUUUUCCACAAAUCCUGCGUGGACCCCUGGCUUAGUGAACAUUGUACCUGUCCUAUGUGCAAACUUAAUAUUUUGAAGGCCCUGGGAAUUGUGCCAAAUUUGCCCUGUACUGAUAACGCAGCCUUCGAUAUGGAAAGGCUCACCAGAACCCAAGCCCUUAACCGGAGAUCGGCCCUAGGCGACCUCGCCAGCGACAACUCCCUUGGUCUCGAGCCACUUCGAACUUCCGGGAUCUCACCUCUGCCUCAGGAUGGGGAGCUCACUCCUAGGACGGGCGAGAUCAACAUCGCAGUGACAAGUGGUCACUUCUUUCAUCGAAACUCUUUGUCCCCACGGAGCCUGGUUUAUGAAAGUGAAUUCUCGACCAUCGAACCUUCUCUGGAUAUGUAUGAUGAAAACAAAACCUGACUUUUUAAAUGGGCAGUUGGGGGCCACCUCUGCUGGGGUUUGGUUUAUGAUCCCCUUCCUUAUUUUGUGUUCCUCUGUCGGCAUCCAUGUGGGGAGAAGAAUGGCAGGUUUUCCGGGCACAGGUAGCACGCGGGGUUAAGUUGCAAAGUUCCCCCAAGGGGAGGCUUUGAAGACAGCAUCAUUGCCCAGUGACCUCGUGGCACCGGAAACCUGCCCAAGGCUGGCCCCUGGCCAUGGGCCCCGACACACCUGGCUGUUUGCAGAGACGGGGCUGGGCCCAGGGGUUAAUGUCGCAUUGCAAAUGUGUUUCUGAGUAACCUCAUGCUAUUCUGUGCCGGGUGACUGGGGGCUUAAAUACACUUUGUGCCCCCCACUUACAGUGCACACACACUGAAGCACGCAGACACGGCUCUUCCUGACACAGAGCUGAGUCGCCACUCCGUGGCCUGUCCACAUUUUCCUUCUCUCUCGCUCUUCCUGUGACAGGGCCUGUCCCUGAAGUUUCCUGAGAGGAAGCCUUGCCCUUUGUUCCCUCCUCUGAGACUGACCGCCCAGAGCCCCGUGGUGAGGGCUGCGAGCUGUGCAGGGCGGGCAGGCAUCUGUGUUGCCAUUUCCAGCCUCCAUCCCUAGAGCAUGACAUAAGAUGACACAAGCUUAUGUGAUCCCUGAGAUGCCUAAGGCCCUGCCUCUGAGGCCUGUGGGUUUGUCGGCUGGGCAUCUGCUGAGGUGUGUGGGGAGGUGGCGCCCGGGCACAGUGAUCUUGGGGUGAUGGCCAGUGGGUGUCAGAACCAGACAGUUUUCAGCACUUUCUUGAGAACAUCAGAACACCUCCUUGCUAGUAGAAACCAGAUGAUCAGCCCUCUUUCAUCUUCACCGGUCCAGCCGCUCACCUCCCACCAGCCGCAACAUCUGCAUGAGGAAGGCAUGGAAACUUACAGAAAAAGGCACGGCGGCCAGCGUGAUGAACAUCAGGAACACACGGGCUCUUCCCACCAACUUGGGGUAACAUCAGGUGAUCAUCAUGAGAAAUGUGUUUCUUAAGGGUAAUCCCGAUGUGAAGCCAUGGUGAACAGACUUUUAAAGCAAACCCACACACCCUUUGCAAGGACACAGCACGUCCAGCCUGUUUCUCCUAUCUACGCACGCAGCAGAGAGGUGGAAAGUGCAUUCAGAUCCUCGGGUCCUGUUAUGAGAAUGGAAACUGCAGCUUCCACAUGCCUAGAGUUGGAUCUGGCUGUGAACCACACAACCUGUGAAUUCCCCGCCUGGCCUUUUUACUGACUGAAAAAGUUUGAGGUUGGACACUUGCCAUAUUUCUGUGUGCAGCUGGCUUCUCCUCUUCGAUGCUGCCCCUGCUUGUGAUAUGUUGCUAAGAUGCCUCAAGACGACGAUGCAGUUGUGCCCAGAACAGCAGCCCUCAGAGUACCGGGGUGCUGACAGCCUUUAGAAACGGCAGCUCCCAGUAGCCAGCGGCAUUUUGUUGAUGAUGGUUUGAGGCUGCAGCAGUCCAGAUGUUUAAGGUCUUAGCAGUUUUUUCUUUUUACCUUUAACCAAGGGCUUUUGUUUGUUUUUUCCUUUUUAUAGUCUUUGUACUAUAAAAAUAUUUUUGAUAACCAGUUUCAAGAGAGUACUGUUCAGAAAGACAGGUCUGCCCGCUGGCUUUGUGGAGAUUGUGUCAGGAUUGGAACUAAAUUGGCUGAAGGUUCCAGGCAUGCACCUGCAUCUAGCUUUCCCUUGGCUCAUCUGACAGAGAAGGUGGCUCAGUACUGCCGGGGUUUUCUGCACCACAGCCUUGUUUUCCUGAACCAGAACUCAGACCCUGACAGAGCAUCUCCUGAUUUGUGCAGUCUUGCACAAGCACAUAACUUAACUUUCACUCAAGACCUUCCUUUACUAGAAAGAUAUGAAAUGACGAGAAGUUCAAAAUUCCAACCCCUAAAAAUCCAUCUAUUAGUAUUUGAAUUCCUGGAAAUCUAGGGCACACAUUCACUGUCAAAUAACCAAGCAGGCAUUUCCUAUAAGGGAAUUCACUCAGAAUAGUACUUCAGAUCCCAGCUCCACAGCCUUUUUAUAAAAAUUGAGGCCACUUUCCUGCUCAGCUAUGAAACGUCCCACUGUCAGGUGGGACAGUAACUUCUCCGUGAAAGUCAUACACACGGGGAAUCAGGGGGCUGGCAUUAUUUGUCCCCAUAAGAGUCUCUCUGCUGACAGUGGUGCUGAGGGGUCUCCUCUGCCCAACCAUCCCUGCGACCCUGGUGAGGGGCCGGGCUGCUGGCCAUGUGAGCUUUGAGAGAACUCGCUUCUCUGCUCAGCACCCCUGCCUCUGAGAGGCUCGAGGUUCAGGGAGCAGAGUUCACUGGCCAUGCAGGCAUAAUUGGGGGUGCAGAGAGAUACUGCUCUGCGGCAUGGUAGAGCCUCAGCCGUCACAAGGCCUACAGCCACAGUCGCUGGUAGCCAGGAAAUGUAUGAUAGUGCCUAACCAUUGGGGUUUUUGGUGGGGGCACCAUUUGAAGAAGGAGCAGAGGGGAGAGCUGCUUACCCACACACCCUCUGUCCCUCCAGUGGCCUGCUCUGAGCCGGGCCUGGUUCCAGACUCUUCCCCCACACAGCCCCCACCCUAUCCCCAGGGCAAGCUGGGUGCCAGGGCAGCAUGCACCACGGGAUGCACAUGGAGUGGGGUCUGGAGCGCCCGGUACUAUUCGCUGGGAGGGAGUCAGGUUGAACAGUUAAAAUGGGAAUGCUUACAAUUUGGUGAUUUUCCGCUCCCUAAGGGAAGACCUCCCCUGAGCCCUCUUUUCCUGUUAGGGAGAGAGGAGAGGUAGUCAGCCAGGAAGCAGCCACACCACCCACAGUAGGAAGGCCAGACCAGGCUUGGGGGCACCCAGGGGUGGUGCUAGUGUUCAGGGGCACGUGUCUGUCCAGUGCUACCUGUCUCUGCCCCCUCACGGGAACACAGGCUCCACCGCCAGGUGGUUAAAGCACCCCACAAAGUCUGGUGAGCCCCGCUUUUGAAGAAAGCCUCCAUCUCCUGGCCCUUCUCAGACCUGGUUCAGAGGAACAUCCACAAGGCACUUCCCUGACACCAGUGUGGACCUGGGGCUGAGCCUGCGCUUCAGCUGCCCUGAUCAAACAACAGCCCAGCUUCCAAAAGAUGCCGCUUCAGAGGGUUUAAACAAAAUACGAUUACUGAUUUGACUAACUUGGUAUUUCACAUGGGCUUUAUAAGUCUUUCUCAUAUUUUUAUUACCCCUUCCAUCCAGUUCUUUCCUUGAUCUGUAUGUUCAGUGAAGCUGGCAUAACUGAAGAAAACUCAGUGUCACCUUACUGUUCACCUUUACUAUGCAGGCAGGGGUUCUGCUACAGGGAAACAGGAGAUGGUGUCAAACAGCAGGUCACCUUGACAAGCCUUGACUCAUCACUGACAUGAAACAGAAGUGCUGAUUUCCAGGAAGUAGAACUUAGAAGGCAGUGGUAAGAUUAUAAGGCUGAUUUGGCCACUAGGCCGUUAUCCUUCUUUCACUGUAUGCCAGACACACACACUCAGCAUGAGGGUGAUCGGAGUUAUUACGAUUUUGGCUGUCACAGAAAACUGGCUCUGUGGGAUGUGAGACCAGAUGGAAUGAGGGUGUCGUGUAGAGAGCCUCCUGGUGCAGGUAGAGGGGCCUGUGCUUGCUGGGGACACACCACAUGCAGUGAAGAUGCGUCAGGAAGAGCGUGAGGCUGGCAGCCUGCAGAGGGCCCCGAUCUGCCUGGAGAGUGCACUGGGUGGGGUGGGCUGGACUGGCACUGCAAUGCCUGCCUGAGGGGCCAGGGCAGAGUGGGGGGCUCCACAGCUAGGCCUGGACCAGGCUCUGACGGAAAGUGGGAGUGCAGGGAGCCACCAGGCUGAGGGAAGCCUGAGGGCCCAUCUCGGUGGGAGUGGGUGUUGGUGGGCCAGGGAGAGCCUGUGUGGGAACACCUAGACUCCAGGGAUGGCAGGGCCUGUAGGGCAAGUCGGAGGUUCCUCUGAUCUCGGGGAAACUGGUGAGGGAAGGGGACCAGGACAUGGGCCCUCUGUGCAUCAGCAUUCCUGGGAAUUCCGUGUGAGCCCGUCCCUGAGGUGCUCCAAACCUCCUCCCCACCGCCCCCUGCUUCCUCUCUCCCAAGCACACACACACACACACACACAGAUGUGUACACAAGGAUACGAGCGCGCACACACCCCAGAAGCCAGAGUGGGGCUGAAAUUGCCCAGCAACAGGACACCAGAUUGGGAUAAAGCCCUGGGGAUGCUGACAUUUGAGGUGCCGACAGAGGGAGCUACUGACAGCAUCAAUUUAGAAAAACCACGGUCACUUGCCCUUUGGAGACAGGUUAACCCCAGUGUGCCAGAGGCAGCUGCCGGCCCUCAGCACUCCCGGAACACAGUUUGGAGUGACUGAACUCAGCAUUGUAACUCCACACACAAGGGAACAUUAUCAUGGGGUGAUUGUUUACGACACCCACAGCUUAAAAUAAGUGUCUACCAGGCAGGUGUUACCAGUGAGGGGCCCUUAGACCUGCCUGUUCUUUUGGCCUCGUUGGCAAGUCAUCUCAGAGCCCACUGGGCAAAGGCUGAAAUGCAUGUGGAGUGUAUGUGGUCACAUAACACACGUGGGUGUGGUUAAUAUAGCAGGACUGGAAAAUGCGUCAUGUAUUUUAAGGAUCAUAACAGCACAGAAAGUUCAGAAAGAAGGACACAGAGAUCAGAUGCCAUGUUUGCUGCAUGGAAUUAGGCUUUUCCUACUGCCCUGCGCAGCGGGGAAAGCAAAGCAUGCCGCAGCCCAUGGGCCAAGGCCUGUGGCGGGAGGGCUGCUCCUGUGUCUCUGGGGCUCCCGGUCCCCAGGUCACCCCAGCCUCAGCCUGAGGUGGGGUCAGGAAACCCUUUGUGGCCAUGGAGCUCCUCUGGAGUGUUGGUCGAGUCAGGAGGUUCGCUCUCUUUCUCAGGGGUGUCCUGAAGGAUCCCAACAAAGUGAACCUUGAAGAAGAGAGGUCAGUGGGUCCCCAGCAGUCAUGGGCUGAAAGCUGUCACCCGCCUUCUCCACAUCCGCGUGCCACCAGGCUUCAGUGACAGGAGGGGAGGGGUGCUGUCUGUUUACACCCAAAACUGGAUUUUCAGGGCCCACUGAGGCCCCAUGCAUUCCCCAGCCUGUGGUGUGGGACCUAUCCAGGGUUCCCCUCCUGCAGUUCACUCUAGCUCAAGUCAUUUUCUCUGUUUUUACUCUGACAUGAGGAAGAAGGAAGAUACUUUAUGACAAAUGAACAACCAAACCGCCUUGAACUUUAUGCAGACUCGAGUCCUAAACUUUCAGAAGGAUUCAGGGCAGCUGGACUCUGUCCAGGGCUUUCCCCAUUCCUCCCAUGACUUUUCCACAUGCAUUCAUCACAAAAGACAGAGGUUGGAGGCGGCGCAGACAAGUUUGGCAGCCUGAAAGGAAAAUGCAGAAACUGCGGACCUGGGAAAGCAUUGCUGGUGGCCCUGAGGCAGCCGCAGGGCACUGUCAAAGCUACAAUGUGCCCUCCUUCUGUGGAAAGGCCCAGAACAGGAGGAUGUCAUUAGCACCCUUUUCUCAGCUGCGGUGGACCCUUAAUCCCUGGGACAUAGCUCCCAGGUCCCAGUCCCUUUAAUGCUGGGCCAGAAUGGUUCAUUGGCCAGUACCCAGCAUCCGCUUAGAUGGGCAAGUGUGAGGAAAGGGCGCUGGUCACCGCGCAAGCCGUGAUCAUUACCCUCUCUCUCCAGCUCUCUGUACAGCUAGCUGACAACUGUCAGGAGUUACAGAUGACUGUUCUGAGCUAUUUUUUACAAAUUUAACCCAACACAAAGUGCAUUCGAAUUCGCUUUCAGAAUUAUCCUUCAUCCACCUUUAAGCCCAAGUAUAUUUACGCUAUGUGAUAUUAAAGGACUUUUGUAGUGACUGGGAGAUACUGAGCUGAGAUGUUUGUAAAAACAAAAAAGGAGGUAGGAGUAGGUAGACUGUAAAAUGAGGCCAUUUCUUUUGCUAAGCAGUUCCUAGGCAGACAGACUAACUGCCUACCGACUGCCAGCAGGCCACAUGGACCAGGUCACAGGGUGUGGCUGGUGCCAGGGUCCCAGCCCCUUGGCUGAGUGCCCAGCCCAAGGUGAUACAUGCCAUCCUGGAGAGAAAUGGCAAGGGCGUCAUGUCCAUCAGACCCUGGGCUUGCUGACCUAGCUGGGGAGGGGCGCCCCUGGUCUGUGCCUGGAGCCAGAAUCUGGUGUCUUAAGCUGAACAUAGGAAGCAGGGACUCCUCCCGAAUGGCCAUGGCUCUAAGGAAACGUGACCUGUGUGAUUACAGAAACCAGAAAAGACUCCUGGCUAGGAAGUGCUGUUCGGGGCAUGGGAAACGCCAUCUAAGUGUACAAGGGAAGGCAUUGGGUUUGGACAUAUGUCACAUAUGUCACAAUUGUCUUUGACUCUCAGUAGCUUUUGUACUCAUAUAAAAUAUUAAAAUCACCCCUUUCACAUUUGGGUCAUUCAAAGAACCCCCUUUACCCUGGGUUCCUGCUAACUAUGCACAACAUCUCAGAGGAUGGCAUACAAA
Messenger RNA from Manis pentadactyla (Chinese pangolin), 8294 nucleotides. It is a transcript of the gene RNF130, whose product is annotated as ring finger protein 130. The coding region runs from base 456 to 1715 and encodes 419 amino acids. The record is from RefSeq and is a predicted model, not a curated record. Lineage: Eukaryota; Metazoa; Chordata; Mammalia; Pholidota; Manidae. The transcript is spliced from 8 exons.